CUCCACACCCUCCCUUUUCUCUCUCUUCUAAAUCUUUAGCAUCUCAAGUGCUCUUAUCAAGAAUGGUCAAAUUUGGAGGUGUUGUCAUUUGUCUCUUGAUUGUUGCAAUAGAUGUGGUUGCUGGGAUUCUUGGCAUCCAAGCACAAAUUGCACAAAACAAGGUUAAGAACUUGAGGUUGUGGAUAUUUGAGUGUAAAGAGCCAAGUCAUGAUGCUUUCACGCUAGGGUUAGCAGCUGCAGCACUAUUGGGUAUAGCUCAUGUUAUUGCUAAUUUGCUUGGUGGGUGCAUUUGUAUUUGUUCUCAAGAGCAGCUUCAAAGAGCUUCUCCUAACAAGCAGCUUUCUGUGGCUUGCUUCAUUUUCUCUUGGAUCAUAUUAGCCGUUGGUUUGUCCAUGUUGGUUAUUGGAGCUUCGUCAAAUAACAAGUCAAGGGCUUCCUGUGGUUUCUCAUACCGUCGUUUUCUAUCUACUGGAGGCAUUUUAUGCUUUGUUCAUGGGCUGUUCUGUGUUGCAUAUUAUGUUUGUGCCACUGCUGCUUUCACCAAAGAAGAAAAAUCUGGUGGUGCUUAAGCCAUAGGCCCCUUUUGUUUUGUUCUUCCCCCUUUAGUUAUUAGGUUUUUUAAAUGCCCUCUUGUUACAUAUUAAAAUUUGUAAUCAUUCUCUUUAUUAAUUUAUGGCAUGAGAUAACUAAUUAUAUAUAUUAAUUGCUAAUUAAUCCUUUUCUUUA
Hevea brasiliensis (rubber tree) is the source of this 726-nucleotide messenger RNA. RefSeq names its product protein VASCULATURE COMPLEXITY AND CONNECTIVITY. Lineage: Eukaryota; Viridiplantae; Streptophyta; Magnoliopsida; Malpighiales; Euphorbiaceae. The coding region runs from base 63 to 569 and encodes 168 amino acids. The transcript is spliced from 3 exons. The record is from RefSeq and is a predicted model, not a curated record.